Molecule: messenger RNA, 822 nt
Organism: Zymoseptoria tritici IPO323
Lineage: Eukaryota; Fungi; Ascomycota; Dothideomycetes; Mycosphaerellales; Mycosphaerellaceae
Product: ras guanine nucleotide exchange factor
Exons: 1
Biological process (GO): Ras protein signal transduction; positive regulation of GTPase activity
Cellular component (GO): plasma membrane
Molecular function (GO): guanyl-nucleotide exchange factor activity
Source: RefSeq, a predicted model, not a curated record
CGUCAAAGAGGCCGCACCUCACCCGAGUCCACCAUCGAAGACACCUCAUCUCACAUGCCCUUCGUCCUUGCGUUCGAGUCCGAAGUCAUCGCCGAACAACUCACCAUCAUCGAAAAGGAUGCCCUCGACGAAGUCGAUUGGAAAGAUCUCAUCAGUCUCAACUGGCAACAGAGCCCACCCACCUGCCGCAACUGGGUCGACUACCUCAACCGCGAGACCGCCAACGGCAUUGACAUCGUCAUCGCGCGCUUCAACCUCGUCGUCAAAUGGUGCGUCUCUGAAGUCGUGCUCACCGAACUCCCCUCCGAACGCGCCCGUGCCAUUACCAAGUACAUCCAUAUCGCCAGCCACUGCCACCGCUUGCACAACUACGCUUCUUUGUAUCAAAUCACCCUCGGCCUCCUCUCCUCCGACCUCGCCCGGCUCAAGAAAACCUGGUCCCUCGUCGCCCUGCGCGAGAAGCAAAUGCUCGAACACCUCGAACAGCUCUGCCGGCCGUUACGAAACUUCCAAUCCCUCCGCGCGGAAAUGGAAACCGCCAUGCCGGGGAAUGGAAUCAUCCCCUUCAUCGGCCUGUACACCCACGACUUGAUGUUCAACGCGCUCAAGUCUGCGCGCAUCAACUCUACCGCGCCGGAGAAGGAACCGCUCAUUAAUUUCGAGAGGUAUCAGACCGCGGCGAUGAUUGUGAAGAAUUUGUUGCGACUUACCGAGGCGAGUUCGAGGUAUACUUUCUCGCCGGACACGGAGGCGUUGAGUCGAUGUUUGUGGAUUGCGGCGUUGUCGGACCAGGAGAUUGCGCAGAGGAGUAGGGCGUUGGAG